Molecule: messenger RNA, 1157 nt
Organism: Lolium perenne
Lineage: Eukaryota; Viridiplantae; Streptophyta; Magnoliopsida; Poales; Poaceae
Product: germin-like protein 4-1
Molecular function (GO): manganese ion binding
Source: RefSeq, a predicted model, not a curated record
CUUGGUAUGUCUUUGCAGCGUAGAACCAGCUCAAACACUAGCUUAUAUCCUUACAUUGACAGACAUUGUAAGGUCUUGUUAGUGAAGGUAAAAAAACAUGGCGGCUUCACGUGCCUUGGCUGCACUGCUUGCCGUGGCAAUACUGGUGCUGAUUUCAUCUUCAGUUCCUCGCGUUAUGGCGGGCGACCCCAGCCCUCUCCAGGACUUCUGUGUUGCUGAUAUGAUGACCCCUGUGUUCGUGAACGGGUUCGUUUGCAAGAACCCAAAGCUGGUGAUGGCGAACGACUUCUUCCGCGCCGGCCUCAAUAAGCCAGGCAUGCUGAACGCGCUGGGCUCCGCCGUCACGUUGGUGUCUGUGCUGCAGCUCCCCGGCCUCAACACGCUGGGCAUCUCCCUGGCGCGCAUCGACUUCGGCCCCAACGGGUUGAACCCGCCGCACACGCACCCGCGCGCCACCGAGAUUCUGACCGUGAUCAAGGGCCAGCUCCUCGUCGGCUUCGUCACCUCCAACCAGCAAGACGGCAGGAACCUGCUCUUCACCAAGCAGCUGGUGGAGGGCGACGUGUUCGUCUUCCCACAGGGGCUCAUCCACUUCCAGGCCAACAACGGGCCCAACCCCGCACUCGCCAUCGCCGCACUCAGCAGCCAGAACCCCGGUACCAUCACCAUCGCCAACGCUGUGUUUGGGUCCACGCCGCCCAUCAGCGACCUCAUCCUUGCCAAGGCGUUCAUGACCGAGAAGGACACCGUGGACUGGAUUCAGUCCCAGUUCGCGCCGGCCAUGAGCGGUAAUAGCAGCAUGGGCGGCGGGGGCAACUAUACCGGCGGCGGUGGCGGUGGCGGCGGCUACUACCCUGGCAUGCGCAAGAAGCCCUAAGCUAGGCCAGCAAUCCAUAACCCUAAUAAUAAUUUAAGAUCGAUACACUUGCUAGUAAACAAGACACCGAAAGCCACUGUAUACUGUACGCUGUGACGUACUGGUGUAGGCGCGUACUGCUAGUAGUUUGUGUUGAUCGGGGAGUACUAAUACGUACUAGCUCUGUCGGUCGUGUAGAAUAAACAGUGGCGAAAUACUACAAUCAGUGUAUACUAGGUAGCUAAGCUGCUGCCUCUCUACUCUAUGUGGAAUAAAAUCAAAAGGGUUUGUGUUUCUCUUC